UAUCUUGCGAUGCUGAAAGGUUUUGGCGGCUGCGGCAACCUCGAAGCUUCCACAGUGACAAGGGAAGCUCGGUAGAAGCCAUUGGAAGAACCCCAAGUAUAUCCACAACGAUGAGAAGAGAGAAUAUUGUGCUAUUCUGAUGUCAAUAGUUCUAUUACGGCUACGUUUAAAUACAGAGUUGCAUGCCUUAAAGUGAUCAUCACGGCAAGGGUGACAUGGCCUAUUUCCCCUCCGAGAGGAGUGAUUGGAGGGCCAUAGCCAUGAGCAUGGCUUUUGGUCAUCACUCCGGCUGGCCCAGGGUAAUGAAUGCCUCUGACUACAUGCUCUACGACGAGGCCUCCGUAGCCUGCCAACUAGAAAGACCGGUUCCUCUGAUGGCGAGUGGCAGUAGUAGCAGCAGAGUGUAUGGGAGUGGGAUGCAGACUCCGAAGGAGCAGGGAGUUUCCAGGGUUGCAUUCAGAACAAAGUCUGAAAUUGACAUCCUGGAUGAUGGUUUCAAGUGGAGAAAGUACGGGAAGAAAUCAGUGAAGAGCAGCCCAAACCCAAGGAACUACUACCGUUGCUUAACGGAAGGAUGCGCGGUGAAGAAGAGAGUGGAAAGAGACGGAGAAGACCCUAGCUAUGUGAUAACCACGUAUGAGGGGGUGCACAACCACCACACCAGCCCGGCCGCCCUUUAUCUCACGCCUAUCGAGAAUGCCUUCGGUGCAUCUCUGGUUGCCGGAGACGUCUGAUGCUGCCCGCUGGCUCUCUCUCUCUCUCUCUCUCUCUCUCUCUCUGGGGUGGGCAUUUCGUGAGGUGAGUGGUGGGUGUAAUACAUUAAUAUAUUGGAUAUUUGGCGAAGUUCUUCAUUCUAAUAUUUUCAUUA
This is a messenger RNA of Phoenix dactylifera (date palm), 868 nucleotides long. The record is from RefSeq and is a predicted model, not a curated record. Lineage: Eukaryota; Viridiplantae; Streptophyta; Magnoliopsida; Arecales; Arecaceae.